Dictyostelium purpureum is the source of this 1449-nucleotide messenger RNA. RefSeq lists its product as uncharacterized. NCBI's taxonomy places the organism in Eukaryota, Evosea, Eumycetozoa, Dictyosteliales, Dictyosteliaceae. The record is from RefSeq and is a predicted model, not a curated record. Bases 1 to 1449 code for a protein of 482 amino acids. The transcript has a single exon.
AUGACACUCCCAAAUUAUUUAAUAGAAUAUAUAUUAUCAUAUAAUAUUUCGCAUGUUAUUUCAAAUCAAAUAUACAAUGGAUCAAUAGCAACCAAUCUCAAAGCAGAUGAACUUGUAAAGUAUUCAUUAAUCUCAAAAAAAAUCUUUGGAAAUGUAUCAAGUGAAAUUAAAGAACGCAGUAAUGAUGAAGCAAAUGUCCAAUUAGUUCAACAUUUAAGUGGAAAAGAGCAUGGAUUGGUUAAACCUCAAGAUCUAGUUAAAAUUGUAAGAUAUUAUUCAGAUUUACAAGAGCUUCAACCAUACCAAUAUAAAAUGAUAAUUUUAGAGAAUAUUAUGGCUGGUGAUGCAAGAACUAUUUUACAAAAUUAUCAGAAUCUACCAGAAAAUAUUGAAGUUUCAUUAUUAAUAGAUGAUAGUGAAGAGUCAUUAAUUGAUGAAAAUGGUUUAUUUGGUUUUAAUAACGAAGAUCCAAACUCAAAAAUAAAAAAGUUAUCAUUAGAAUACCUAGGUCCAGAAAAAUUAUAUUAUGCUUUAAAAUCAAAUAUUAAAAACAUCUCAUACAAACAAAUAAAACCACAAUUUUCAUUUUCAAUUUGCAUCGAUUUAGAAUACAAUUCAAACAAAAUCAGUAUUGAUGAUUUAGUAUUCUCACCAAGUCUUUUAGGCAAUAAUACAGAAAGAUUGACAGUUUUGAGUAGUUUAAAUAGUUUAACCUUUGACUCCAAUGUUGAAACAAUGGUUAGCAAUAUAAACUCAAAAAGAAUUCUCAUAGAGAGAGGCUCUAAUUACUCUGAUACCAAUCAAGAAGGUGCCGAUUCUCAACAAGUAUAUAACAGAAAUUCUGAUAAAGACUGGCAAAUUGUUGUUAGGAAGCUAUCAAAUGAAGCUACAUUAAAAAAAUUGGCAAUUACACACCUUUGUCACGAAUCUUUUAAAUGUAUGAUUUGCAAUGGAAAUUAUCAAGGUUUAGAUUUACCUUUGGUUUAUAAAGGUAUUGAAUCAAUUCUUUCCAAUCCUUUUUUAGUAUCAGUGGACCUAAAUAUACCCCAUGAAGAGUUAAAUCAAGAUUUAAUUCAAGGUUUUGUUGAAGCUAGAAGUAUAAAAGAUCUAAGAUUCGAUUUCAAACAUUUAUUACCAAUUAUCAAAAAUGUUUUAAGUCGAAAUAGAAAUAUUAGAAAUAUAAUGUUAAAGGUUUCAAAUUUAGAAGAUUUAGAAACCUCAUUACAAAUUUUAAGUGACCCAAAGUACAAAUAUGACGUCUAUUCCGUUUCAAUUUGGACCAAUUUUGAGAACUGUACCCAAGUAAAAGAAUUAAUUUCAAAAAAAAGAGUUUAUAAACCAAAAGAAAUUAAUAUUAUCAACCUUUACUAUAGUAAUGAUAGUAAACCAGAUUAUUAUAAGGUCAGUUUUAAUAACACUUCUGUUAAUUUACUCUAUUGGAAUAAUUAA